Molecule: messenger RNA, 1698 nt
Organism: Striga hermonthica
Lineage: Eukaryota; Viridiplantae; Streptophyta; Magnoliopsida; Lamiales; Orobanchaceae
Source: the annotation of a GenBank genome assembly
AUGCUGGUGUGCCAAUGUCUAUAUUGGAACAGGGUUCGCGAUGCAACACAAACCGAACCCGAUUAUUUCUCUCUGCCCGACCCGAUCCCACAUUGGCCCGAAGGCACUGGAUUUGCUACCUCGAGAAUUAAUCUAGGAGAAUUAGAGGUUUGCCAAAUAACCAAGUUCGAAUUUAUCUGGGGUACAGAUGGGGAAAAAGGCGUUAGCUUCUACAAACCGAUCUCGAUACCCGAAGGCUUUUCUUGUCUCGGUCACUACUGUCAAUCUAAAGAAAGGCCUUUACAUGGAUUUGUUCUCGUGGCUCGAGAAUUCAACACACAGAGACACAGUUUAGCCCACAAUUCUUACCAUAAGCCACCUCUUGCGAAUCCCAUCGAUUAUUCGUUAAUAUGGAUUUCAGACAAUGAUGGAGAUGAUGACAAUUUUGACAGUUGUGGUUAUUUUUGGCUGCCACAGCCACCCGAGGGUUACAAAGCGUUGGGCUUUGUCGUCACCAACAAAUCCGAAAAGCCUAAUCCCGACGAGGUCAAAUGUGUCCGUGCCGACCUAACCGACACCUGCGAAAUUUACCGCCCGGUUGUCGACGUGUACUCGAAAUUCUCGAAGUUACCCCUUAGAGUCUGGAAAACGAGGCCCUUACACAGGGGAAUGUUCGGGAGAGGGGUAUUUGUGGGCACUUUUUACUGUGGUGACUGUUCGAGUUCCCGAGAUGAGCUGGACAUCGCUUGCCUGAAGAAUAUAGACACUAAUCUACAUGCAAUGCCGAAUUUGGAUCAAAUCCAUGCACUAAUCGUGCACUACGGCCCAACUGUAUUCUUCCACCCAGACGAAACCUACCUCCCAUCCUCUGUCUCUUGGUUUUUUGAAAACGGGGCCGUCUUGUAUGACAAAAGCUCUUCGGUAGAACGGGCAAUUGAUUCGGAAGGUUCUAAUCUCCCAGCCGGAGGAACAAAUGAUGGGGCUUAUUGGAUCGACUUGCCGGGGGACACCGAACGAGCGUGUUUCAUCAAACGGGGCAAUUUAGAGAGCGCGAAAUUGUACGUGCACGUGAAGCCGGCUUUAGGAGGGACUUUUACAGAUAUAGCAAUGUGGGUCUUCUGCCCGUUUAACGGGCCUGGAACUCUGAAAAUCGGGAUGAUGAAUAUUGCACUCAGCAAGAUCGGGCGCCACGUGGGCGACUGGGAGCACUUCACUCUCCGGGUGAGUAAUUUCUCAAGCAUGCUUUGGGCCGUGUACUUCUCGCAGCACAGCGGGGGGAAGUGGGUCGGGGCCCAUGACCUGGAAUUUCUCGAUGGGAACAAAUUUGCCGUUUACUCGUCCAGAAACGGGCACGCGAGUUUUCCUCACCCGGGGGACUACAUACAGGGCUCGGCAAAGCUCGGGAUUGGGGUGAGAAAUGAUGUUGAAAGGAGCGGCUACCGAGUUGACUCGAGCCGGAGGUAUGAAAUUGUGGCGGCCGAGUAUUUGGGGGAAGGGGUUGUGAACGGGCCGGGCUGGCUGGAUUACAUGAGGAAGUGGGGCCCGACGGUGGUUUACGACUCGAGGGCGGAGCUGGACAGGAUUAUCAAGGUUUUCCCGACGGUGGUUAGGUGCUCGUUGCAGAGUAUUUUGAACAAGCUGCCGUUGGAGUUGUACGGGGAAGAUGGGCCGACGGGCCCGAAGGAGAAGAACAAUUGGGUUGGUGAUGAGAGGUGGUAA